AAAAAGUAAGAACAUCCGAGAAAAGAGAAAAGCAAAAGGUGAUGAGCAAUGCCACCAACAGUAACCGCCACCACUAGAUUCCUCACUUCUCGCGCCAAAUGUCCUCAUCAAUGGAGAAAUUACGCUACCAGUAAUCCCAGAUUCUCCAUUUUCACUUCUACUUCUCUUUGCUCUUCCUUCCAAUCUCAUUUUCCUCAUCUCCGAUCUUCUUUCUCAUCCAUGACUGCCCAUCCUCCUCCUCCGCAAGCUCAAGCCACUUCCGACCCAGACCCGGCUCAGUCCUCCUCUACAAAGACUGUGAGGGUUUUGAUUAAAGGAAGAGUGCAGGGAGUAUUCUACAGGAAUUGGACUAUAGAGAAUGCAAAUCAAUUGGGGUUAAACGGUUGGGUGAGGAACAGGAGGGACGGGUCUGUUGAGGCACUUUUUUCUGGAGAUUCUGAUAAGGUUCAGGAGAUGGAACAGAGGUGCCGUCUUGGCCCACCCGAUGCUAUGGUUACUGGCCUCCAGGUUUUCCCUUCUCAUGAUGACCCUGGAACUGGAUUCCACCGCAAAUCAACUGUUUGAAGAUACUUUUCCGGUGGAUUUUUCCUUUAGUAUGUGUAGAUUAAGACUUACAUUUCAUGAGGUUAUAUAUACAAUAUUGCUGUAGUACCGGCAGUUGAUCA
This is a messenger RNA of Mercurialis annua (annual mercury), 665 nucleotides long. RefSeq lists its product as uncharacterized. The record is from RefSeq and is a predicted model, not a curated record. Gene Ontology annotation, molecular function: acylphosphatase activity. Lineage: Eukaryota; Viridiplantae; Streptophyta; Magnoliopsida; Malpighiales; Euphorbiaceae. Bases 49 to 564 code for a protein of 171 amino acids. The transcript has 2 exons.